GUGCGCACAAAAAUGCGCAUGCGCCAUUUUUCUUCUACGGUUCUCUCGUGUUGAGAUUAUUAUUGAGAAGCUAACUAGCUACAAUGUCUGAUAAAAAACAAACUGUAGAUUUGGGCUUGUUGGAAGAAGAUGACGAAUUCGAAGAAUUUCCAGCCGAAGAUUGGACAGGCCUGGAUGAAGAUGAGGACGCUCAUGUGUGGGAAGAUAACUGGGACGACGAUAACGUAGAAGAUGACUUCUCCAAACAGUUGAGAGCUGAACUAGAGAAGCAUGGAUACAAGAUGGAGACGUCGUAACAUUGACCCUCACAUAAAAGGCUAAUGACUGGUUAAUCUGACCUGAACAUAGUCAUAUUCUUCUUGUAAGGAGUCAGGAGUGACGAGUGUUACCAUUGUGAGGAUCCUGGAGUUGAAUGAUUGUGUAUGCGCGUGUGACACAAGAAACUAUUUGUAUGUGUUAAUAUUUGUUUUAUUAAAGCUUUUCUCUUCCUA
Messenger RNA from Clarias gariepinus (North African catfish), 491 nucleotides. It is a transcript of the gene sem1, whose product is annotated as SEM1 26S proteasome subunit. The record is from RefSeq and is a predicted model, not a curated record. Gene Ontology annotation, biological process: proteasome assembly; double-strand break repair via homologous recombination; mRNA export from nucleus. Gene Ontology annotation, cellular component: proteasome regulatory particle, lid subcomplex; proteasome complex. The coding region runs from base 84 to 296 and encodes 70 amino acids. The transcript has 3 exons. NCBI's taxonomy places the organism in Eukaryota, Metazoa, Chordata, Actinopteri, Siluriformes, Clariidae.